AUGGGACCGGGUCAUGCUUUUCUUUUUUUCUUUCUUUUAACUUGCAAGUUGCAAGAACGACAUUGUUCAGCAAUCCUAAGUCUCUUCCCUCAACUUCAAGCUCCAAUUUCAAGUUCGAACUUUGUGGCUCACUGCGUGCUCUCCCGCCCAAGCUUUCUCCCUCUCUCAGUUCUGGUCUCUCUCACUGUCUCUGGUGUCGUACUCAAGCUCAUCGUCGCUCUCUUGGUUCCGGUAUCUUUCACUGUCUUCGGUCUAGCACUCAGUCGCAAUCGUGCGCCAUUCUUGCCCUCGUCGUCGCUGGCGGCAGACGCCGCAAGUCCCGGGAUUUGUCUUCGUCACUCCCUGUCUCAUCACCGUCUCGCAGUCAAUCCCACUCCUUCGUUCCGCUCGCAGUCGUCUCGGCCCCUUUUCGCCACAAUUCCUCUUGAUGUCCCUAACUCAAAACAGGUAGUUGAAGUCUACCCUGAGCAGAGGAAAAAUCAACAGGUGUUGGUGGAGAAUAGUCCUACUCCUACUCCUCCCCUUCUGCCUCCGCCGGAGACGGAUCAUUUGUGUGGUUUUGAAGGGGACGGAGCAGGGCUUCCCUCCUGCGUCCAGGGUCAUGCAUUGGAUUCCAAUGGUCUCAUCAGCCACAGCAUGGGACACAUGGAUCUCUGUAGCUUUCUGCAGGGACUAUUUCAGCAAGGCAUCAUGGGUGUUAAGUUAUUCGUUGAGAAAAUGGAAGUGAUUCGGAAACAGGUGUCCGAACUUGAAUCUGAGCUGAAUGAGGAGAGAAGCGCCAGAAAGAAAGCUGAGGGGAAGGUAGCAGAAAUGGAAAAGGAGCUUGCCUCCGCAAGAAGAGAUUGUGACAAGAUGGACUCCUACUACCACCACGAGUCAAAGAGAUUAUUAGAGGCCUAAAGAAAAGGCUUAUAUCGUUAUUUUGUAGAAAGACCAUGGUUUUACUUAACCAGUACUUUUUAUUUAUUUUUAAAAGAAAUAAUUGUUAAAAAAUGAUUUGACGGCAAGUAGGGCCUGUCUGAAUAUGUAAUAUGUUAGUUGCCACAUUCUAGUUGAGACAUCUAAUGCUGUUACUAUGGAGGAUUUGUAUCAUCUGUGCCAUCUCGUGCUGGACAAUGAUGACAGCUCGCUCCUAAUAUAGAGAACAGACGGUAUGAUAUAUUUUGCUUAUUUCCCUAAUAUCUCGAGUUUUAUUCCCUGCUUCGUUUUCAAAUUGACAUGCUCUGAUGCAAUUGAAGUUUUAUAGUCUUGUGUUUUCUUGCAACUUAUCACUUCAGAUAGAUAACA
Molecule: messenger RNA, 1287 nt
Organism: Arachis stenosperma
Lineage: Eukaryota; Viridiplantae; Streptophyta; Magnoliopsida; Fabales; Fabaceae
Exons: 2
Coding region: 1-900 (299 amino acids)
Source: RefSeq, a predicted model, not a curated record